CAGAAAGUUCAAGUACAUGUAAUGAUAGUAGUUUGCUGCUGGGAGAGCAAAAACAUGGAAGAUUGGAUGGACAUACCUGACAUCCAUCAUAAUAAGUGCCGACAUCAGGAUGAUUGCAUUAGAGGAUAGGAUCAGCCAUGUCACCAUUUCUUCGGAUUGGUUUGUCCAACUUUGACUGUGGGACCUGCCAGUCUUGUCAGGGUGAGGCCCUGAACCCCUACUGUGCUGUUCUUGUCAAAGAGUAUGUUGAAUCAGAAAAUGGGCAGAUGUACAUCCAGAAAAAGCCAACCAUGUACCCACCCUGGGACAGCACCUUUGAUGCCCACAUCAACAAAGGAAGAGUGAUGCAGAUCAUUGUGAAGGGUAAAAACAUGGACCUCAUAUCGGAAACGACCGUGGAGCUCUACUCGCUGGCCGAGAGAUGCAGAAGGAACAAUGGGAGGACAGAAAUAUGGUUAGAGCUGAAACCUCAAGGCCGAAUGCUAAUGAAUGCAAGAUACUUUCUGGAAAUGAGUGACACAAAGGACAUGAGUGAAUUUGAGAAUGAAGGAUUCUUUGCCUUGCAUCACCGCCGAGGAGCCAUUAAACAGACCAAAGUCCACCAUGUCAAAUGCCAUGAGCUCACAGCCACCUUCUUCCCUCAACCCACAUUUUGCUCUGUCUGCCAUGAAUUUGUCUGGGGGCUGAACAAACAGGGCUACCAGUGUCGACAAUGUAAUGCAGAGAUUCACAAGAAGUGUAGUGGCAAAGUGAUAGCCAAGUGCACAAGAUCAGCUGUCAACAGCAGGGAGACUAUGUUCCACAAGGAGAGGUUCAAGAUUGAUAUGCCACACAGAUUCAAAGUCUAUAACUACAAGAGCCUGACCUUCUGUGAGCACUGCGGGACCCUGCUGUGGGGACUGGCAAGGCAAGGACUCAAGUGUGAUGCAUGUGGCAUGAACGUCCACCACCGAUGCCAGACAAAGGUCGCCAACCUCUGUGGGAUAAACCAGAAGCUAAUGGCUAAAGCGCUAGCAAUGAUUGAAAGCACUCAGCAGGCUCGCUCCUUAAGAGAUCCAGAACACAUCUUCCGAGAAGGUCCAGUUGAAAUAGGUCUCCCAAGCUCCAUCAGAAAUGAAGCUAGGCCACCUUACUUACCGACCCCUGGGAAAAAAGAGCCUCAGGGGAUCUCCUGGGAGUCCCCUUUGGAUGGGGUGGAUAAAAUGUGCCAUCCUCCUGUACCGGAAGUGAACAUUGAAAGAGUGUCUCUGCAAGUGAAACUGAAAAUUGAUGAUUUCGUCCUUCACAAAAUGUUGGGGAAAGGAAGUUUUGGCAAGGUCUUCCUAGCAGAGUUCAAGAGAACCAAUCAAUUUUUCGCAAUAAAAGCCUUAAAGAAGGAUGUGGUUUUGAUGGACGAUGACGUUGAGUGUACUAUGGUGAAGAAGAGGGUUCUGUCCUUGGCCUGGGAGCAUCCGUUUCUGACACACAUGUUCUGCACAUUUCAGACCAAGGAAAACCUCUUUUUUGUGAUGGAGUAUCUCAACGGAGGAGACUUAAUGUACCACAUCCAAAGUUGCCACAAGUUUGAUCUUUCCAGAGCCACGUUUUAUGCUGCUGAAAUCAUCCUUGGCCUGCAGUUCCUUCAUUCCAAAGGAAUUGUCUAUAGGGACCUGAAGCUAGAUAAUAUCCUGUUAGAUAGAGAUGGACAUAUCAAAAUAGCGGAUUUUGGGAUGUGCAAGGAGAACAUGCUGGGAGAUGCGAAGACAAAUACUUUCUGUGGGACUCCUGACUACAUCGCCCCAGAGAUCUUGCUGGGUCAAAAAUACAACCAUUCCGUUGACUGGUGGUCCUUUGGUGGUGUUCUUUACGAAAUGCUGAUUGGCCAGUCACCUUUCCACGGGCAAGAUGAAGAGGAGCUUUUCCACUCCAUCCGCAUGGACAAUCCCUUUUACCCACGAUGGCUGGAGAAGGAGGCCAAGGAUCUCUUGGUGAAGCUUUUUGUGAGAGAACCUGAAAAGAGACUGGGUGUGCGAGGAGACAUCCGCCAGCAUCCCUUGUUCCGGGAGAUCAGCUGGGAGGAACUUGAGAGAAAGGAGAUUGACCCGCCCUUCAGGCCAAAAGUGAAAUCACCGUAUGACUGUAGCAAUUUUGACAAAGAAUUCCUAAGUGAGAAACCCCGGCUAUCAUUUGCCGACAGAGCGCUCAUCAACAGCAUGGACCAGAACAUGUUCAGGAACUUUUCCUUCAUUAACCCAGGGAUGGAGAGUCUCAUCUCGUCCUGAACCUUGUCUCUCCCUGGGACCGAGGGGAUUUGCCUUCUUUCUGGGGACUGGUUCAAGCAACACUCUUGGAUCCCUUUUUCAAGUUGAGAAAAAAGUAGAAACACUCAACAACAAAGGCCAAGACCUUUUAGUUCUUCACACGACUUUUCAUUUGUAGCAGAAACCAAAUCUACUUCACUAAUGACGUCACCCUGUUUGAUCUCCUGGCAUCUUUCACAGCAGCUCUUGAAUUUAGAUUGUAAUUAACCCUAGUUAUUUACUUGAAAGAUUGUUCUCGACACUGUGAAAGAUUUGAAAUGUAAUCCUGCUCUAAAUUAUGGCUCUUCCUGUGGAGACAAACUGUUCAUCGAUGAUGAAUCAAAGAGCAAGUGGGACAAACUUCUCAAGACCAGAACAGACCAUUGCCUGGUGCAGACGUGGGUGCCCCUCAUCCACAGAGAAUGAGCCACUAACCCACUUUGUUCUGUGUGUGUCUGUGGAAAUGUAAAUGGUUUGAGGGAGGGACAAAGGAGGCCCUGAACAGGUGGUUACAGGAUUCUCUACAAUGAAGGUAGCUUGGAACUUGAAAUUUACAAAUAUAUUCACUCUGGCUAGCCCUGAAAUUCACAAGAAAAAGUAAAGUAAGAAGCAAAUGAACAGAGCUCAUGUCACCAAUAGGUAAAGUUAACUAGCACACCUAUGCUGGGUAGCUUGUCCACACAGAAAGGAAGUAUAUACCCCAACAAAGGCAAGAUUGUUAUUACUGCCAGUCAGACCUGGCUUCCCAUGUGUUCUCAGUUGAUUUUCUUAGAAGUGUAGUCACUCAUUACAUCCUCUUACCACAACAAAAAUGAGGUGUGUAAUUCUUCUAAGAUAAAAGCCAAUCAAUCCCUUAUCAUGCUGUUCCCAAUGAUUGAUGACAAGUAAGUCCCUCUUUAGGCAUCGUGCAAGAUAAACGACCCGUGCAUGCAUGCUCUUUGCAGUAGUCAAUCCUGUUGAAUUAGUUCUAACUAUACAUUUAAAGUAUCUGUGCUGUUUGUAUAUUUUGGUAAAAUGUUGUGACAAUGACAAAGAGGUGGAUGUGUAACAAUAGAAAGAAGAAAAAACAAA
Molecule: messenger RNA, 3350 nt
Organism: Nannospalax galili (Upper Galilee mountains blind mole rat)
Lineage: Eukaryota; Metazoa; Chordata; Mammalia; Rodentia; Spalacidae
Gene: Prkcq
Product: protein kinase C theta
Exons: 18
Coding region: 138-2261 (707 amino acids)
Biological process (GO): intracellular signal transduction; peptidyl-serine phosphorylation
Molecular function (GO): diacylglycerol-dependent serine/threonine kinase activity; ATP binding
Source: RefSeq, a predicted model, not a curated record